UCACUCCGCUUCGCUGCUCUACGAGCUGAGCCAGCACCGGACACAAACCAGGACACAACGUUUCACGAAGCGGAGUGUGUCUUCAUCACUGCGCGCGUGAGAGAGAGAAGUCGUGCUGGCGAUGUCUGGAUCGUACUGCAAAAGUUUGUACCCGUUCAGCGGGGAGCAGCACCAGCAGGGACUGAGCUUCGAGGCCGGGGACAUUAUUAAGGUGGUCCAGGCUCUGCCCGGGGGCUGGUGGGAGGGAGAGCUGGACGGAGCCAGAGGAUGGUUCCCCUCGAGCUAUGUCCAGGUCCUGGAGAGGACAGCCUCUCUGAGUCAGCUCCCUGUUGAGGACCUCAAAGACCCUCUGCCUCCUCAGUGGAGAUGCUACAUGUCUCCACAAGGGCGGCGAUACUACGUCAACACCACAAGCAACGAGACGACAUGGGAGAGACCGUCCAGUGCACCUGGGACCCCUAGGACCUCCCUCCGACGUAAGAACUACCUGCCGACAGUGAAUGGAUUUCACUCAGGUGGUAGUCCCUUGCAUCAUGUGGAACAUUCACACAACAGUCUGGUUAGGAAGAGCAGCACAGAGCCACAGAGCCCAGGAUCAAUGUCUCCCACCAGGAAACAGGACAAAGAGACCAUGGUCACGAUUAACUGUGUGACGUUCCCGUCCCUUGCAUGCAUGCCGGAGCAACAGCUGCUGAAACCAAACGAAUGGAGCUACUGUGACUUCUUCUGGACUGAUAAGAAGGAUCCCCAGGGCAACGGCUGCAUCACAGGAUUUGAGGUUUUACUGCAAAAACAGCUAAAGGGGAAACAAAUGCAGAAAGAGAUGGCAGAGUUCAUUCGAGAAAGGAUAAAGAUAGAAGAGGAGUACGCCAAGAAUCUCUCCAAGCUCUCCCAGAUCCCUCUAGCGAGCCAGGAAGACGGGACUCUGGGGGAGGCUUGGGCCCAGCUGAAGAGGAGCCUUGCAGAUGAAGCUGAGGUUCACCUAAAGUUCUCCUCCAAGCUCCAGAGUGAAGUGGAGAAGCCUUUUUUGGCCUUCAGGGAGAACUUUAAGAAGGACAUGAAGAGGUUUGACCAUCACAUCGCCGACCUACGGAAGCAACUGGUUGGUCGCUAUGCAGCGGUGGAGAAGGCCCGUAAAGCUCUGGCUGACAGACAGAAAGAGCUGGAGGUGAAGACUCAGCAACUGGAGAUCAAACUCAGCAACAAGAUUGAAGAAGACAUCAAGAAGGCCCGCAGGAAAUCCACACAAGCAGGAGACGAUCUGAUGCGCUGUGUCGACCUGUACAACCAGUCUCAGUCCAAAUGGUUUGAGGAGAUGGUCACCACAAGUCUGGAGCUCGAGCGGCUGGAGGUGGAGCGGGUAGAGGUGAUCAGACAGCAUCUGUGUCAGUACACCACCCUUCGACAUGAGACAGACAUGUUCAACCAAAGUACGAUGGAGCCGGUGGACCAGCUGCUGCAGUGUGUGGACCCAGCCAAAGACAGAGAGCUGUGGGUGCGGGAGAAUAAGACUGGAGAAAUCAGGCCAGUGGACAUAGAGAUCUGACCCCAGUGCUGUCUUACAGCUCUGCACAUGCACUCAGAAACUCUGUUCUAGAGGCUACAUGCCUGAGGACUGACCUGGAGAUGAAAUCUGUGCUGGCAUCUUCACCCAGCCCUCCACUGAUCCACUUGUGACUCCUAACAGACUGAGGGAUGAUCAGUCAGUGCUCACUGGCUCUAGCAACCUGCUGAAGACGGAGACAGUAUUUGGGGAGUAUUGUGAGGACCCUAAGCGAUGAAUGACGAUGUCAGAUGAUGACAGGUGGUGAUGCCCAGCUGAGAUGGCACAGCCAAAUGGACACUAUGAGUGUGAAUCGUGAGGCGAAUGACCAAGAAGCACCUACAAUGAACAUUUAACACCUGUAAAUGUAGAUUAGCUUUAUGUCAUGCAGCAGUGUAUGUUGCAGCUUGUUUGUACUUUUGCUCUGUGAGAUAAUUCUCUGAUUCACUUUUGUGUCGACACACGUGACUUCUGCAAGUUUAAAAAAUAUAUUUAACAGAUGCUGCUAAGCCAAAUGCAUUCAGACCUAAUAGUGUAAUUACCAUGUUCAAGAAUGAGACUAAAGUAUUUAAAUACUAAUAUCCACUUGCUAAGCCCCGCCCACCCUUGCUUCUGUUUGCUAAGCCUGUAACCCAUUGCACAUAUUAAGUUUACAAAAACCCAAUUAUAUCUUUUUGAAACAAUAUGUCAGCAGAAAUAAACAUUUUCAUAGGACUCAUCUGUUUAACUUAUAUUUAGAGUUUAAUGUCAGGCAUAAUUAGGGCGUGGCUGCUCCCAGAUCGCUAGCUGCUAGCUGUCUCCUCUGCAGUGUCACCUGGACCCUCCUCAGCUCCACCAACGAUCAACCCCAUGUUUGGAUUAGUUAUGCAGUCUUCACUGCUAAGACGGUUACUGCCAGAGCCACCCACUUUGAGCUUUACAGCUAGUAAUAUCCCCUAGUAUUAUAAUUAAAAUGUAAUUGAAAUGGUGUUAUAAUAUGAGUUUGGUUUCAAUGCUGCUCAUUAUACAAAAUAAAUCAACAUUAUAAUUCACCUUCAUGAGAGAAAAGGCUGUACAAAUGAGAGACAACUUGUGAGUUUGACAAACGUAACACUGUGACUCCGCUGGAUUUUUUUGUAAAUUACCAUUGGAAAUGACGCAAGAUACUACUGAAGGUAGCAAAUGUUAGGUAGCAACAUGCUAACUUUUACAUGCAGCCUACGUUAGGUUAGACACAUCCCUUACAUUUAGUUUUUUGGGGUUUUAAGAAAAAACACCAACCAUUAUCAGACAUAAUAUUGCUAUUAUAAGUUUAUGCAUGUUGAGAAAUCCAAAGCCUGACAGGCUGGCUUUGCCUAGAUACGGUUGCUAAGCUAUGAUUGUAAGUAACUGCUUGGUCGGGGUUUAGUAAACGUCAAAUCACAAAUCUGGCCACACUUAUUAACAUCUUGGAAACAAUUCUCAAAUCUUACAUUUUGUUUCCACCAGUGGUUUACUUUAUUCCCAAUAAGACUUAAGAAUCAGCCAAUUGCCCUUUAUACCCAUGUUUUAUAAAAUAUUUUGUCAAUUGCUGUUCAUGGGAAAGUAUUCUAAAGAGAACUUACUUGUUACACGUUUUAUUACUAAUGGAAUUGGACAUGUUUUGUUAUUUACACAGGGAGCCUGGUGUAGGUAUAUGGAUGUGUGAUCUGCAAUGGAGAUGUAAAAAGAAAUACAUUAUAUACCGAAAUUUGGUACUGAUAAUAUAUGGAAUACACAAAGUGGUUUUUAUGCAACAUAUACAUAUAAGUAACAAUCCUCUAAAAUAUUCUAGUUUUUGAAAUGUAAUUCAGUUUCUUCAGUUAGAUUCAGUGUCAGUGAAGAGAAUAUGUUGUUCAAAAUGCUCUUUUACAGCCAGGUCUUCUCCAGUAUUACUGCUUAGUAUUACUUGACUUUUGAAGGAAGAGGAGUGAGAUGCUUUUGUACAUUAACAGCUAAAGG
Anoplopoma fimbria (sablefish) is the source of this 3502-nucleotide messenger RNA. It is a transcript of the gene gas7b, whose product is annotated as growth arrest-specific 7b. Gene Ontology annotation, molecular function: actin filament binding. The record is from RefSeq and is a predicted model, not a curated record. NCBI's taxonomy places the organism in Eukaryota, Metazoa, Chordata, Actinopteri, Perciformes, Anoplopomatidae. Gene Ontology annotation, biological process: actin filament polymerization; neuron projection morphogenesis. Gene Ontology annotation, cellular component: actin filament; cytoplasm; plasma membrane. Bases 122 to 1546 code for a protein of 474 amino acids. The transcript is spliced from 14 exons.